CAUCUAUAAAUAGCCUUUGUUCAGUCCAUACAUUCUUAAGUCGUGGUUCUAGGAUAUAUUCAACUGUAUACCUGGCUAUGGCAAAGUGUAGAGUUCUUAACAUUGUUUUCUUUCUGUUAUUGGGUAUAGGAAUAUGUGCAGCCGCAAGAACCCUCAUCAAUCUUGAUGUUGGUGUUGGAGCCAAGGUUGGCGUCUAUGCUGGUGGCGGUGGAGGAGGUUCCGGUAGAGGUGGAGCUGUAGCCGGUGACCAUGGUGGUUAUGCUGGAGGAACUGGUGCUGGUGAAGGUGGUGGCAGCGGAUAUGGCGCUGGAGGGGCGCCAGGAGGCGGAUAUGGUGGUGGAGGCGGUGGAGGUAGUGGUGGUGGUGGUGGAGCUACGACAGGUGGAGCACGUGGUGGUGGAUAUGGUGGAGGUGAAGGAGCAGGUGGUGGUAGUGGCUACGGAGCUGGUGGUGCAUCAGGCGGUGGAUAUGGAGGGGGAGGCGGCCACGGAGGUGGUGGUGGAGGUGGUUCUGCAGGGGAAGCUGGAGGAGCUGAAGGAGCUGGUGGCGGAUACGGAAGCGGUGAAGGUGCCGGUGCCGGUGCAGGGGGAGCACAUGGAGGAGGAUCCGGUGGAGGCGGUGGAGGUGGAGCCGGCGGAGGAGGAGCCUAUGCUGGUGGGGGUGGACAUGCAGGUGGAUAUGGUGGGGGUGAAGGAGGUGGUGAAGGGGGUGGACAUGGUGGUGGCUAUGCUCCUUGAGAGCUAAUUCUCUUCAGUAACUGCAUACACUAAAGGAUUUCCUCUUCUUAUCUAAUAUUAUUAAAAAUAAUGUAUCAAAAAUUCAAACUGCGUGGUAAGAAGAGAUCUAAUUUAUGAACGCAAAACUGUUCAGCAAAGAAAAGUGCACUUAAUCUACGUGUACUCUUGGUUCUUUUAAAAAUUAACGUAUGAAAGAUUUUUAUAUAUAUAGAUGUCAGUGCAGUUUGACGCA
Messenger RNA from Nicotiana tabacum (common tobacco), 969 nucleotides. RefSeq lists its product as uncharacterized. The record is from RefSeq and is a predicted model, not a curated record. NCBI's taxonomy places the organism in Eukaryota, Viridiplantae, Streptophyta, Magnoliopsida, Solanales, Solanaceae.